UCGGCAGCCCUCGCCAACCCCUUCGAAUGCUUCGGUAUCGAGUGGUAUUAGGAGACUUGGGUCGUUGCAACCUGAACUUCCACCUCCUGGAAGACUAGCAUCAGUCAGAACAGUUCCUACAGGCCACUAUUUUUUACCAACUUCUUCAAGAGUAACACUUCGUGGAACUCAACGAAUGACGUUUGUGCCGUCGGUGCCUGAAGCUCAUAGGCGACCACAACCUACGUUGGCCUCUGAUUCUAUUUCGCCUGAUUUUUUCGAUAAUGAUGAUUUUUCUGGGAAUGACUUUUAUCAAAUGAGUCAUGGAUAUAAUCCAAUGCAACGCGGAGGGAUACGUGGUCGAAGCCGUUAUGUUCCAGAUUUAGUAGCAUCGGGACCAUUCGCUUAUGGUUCAAAUUCUACUCUUGCAUCAUUAGGAACAAAUGGGGUCAAUAUUUUUAACUCGUCUAUUAUUGAAGAAAGGAAAAAUAGAGUAGAGUUCGCGGCAGAUUUUGAAACGUUUCGGGAUGAUCCGUGGGCCCCAGAUAUGCUUACUGUGGAUAUUGAAAAGGAAGACAAUGUAGCUGGAUAUUUAGAAGAAAAAGAUAGAAACCGACGUCGAAGAACUUUCUUUUCUUUUUACCACCCAUUAGUGGAUAACGAAAAUUUCAUGAAUAAAAACUGCUACGAUAAUCAAAGCUCGAAAGAAAAGUCGGAUCAAUAUAUUGAUUUUGAAAGUAUCGACGACCAAUUAUUAUGCUUUCAAUUACCUACAAUACUACCAAAAUUCGAAGCACCUAAGAAGUCGUCGCCAGCAACUACGAAGGAUAGUAUCACAGAAAAAAACCAGAACAAGAUCGAUAAGAAUAAAUUGACUGCAAUCAUAGGAAAUUCAAGAGGCAAGGAUACUGAUUCUAAUAUGGACAAUGAUAAAAAUGAAAAUGUGCCAGAAGGGCAAAUAGGGAGACUUGUAAUCCGCAAGUCCGGUAAAAUGCAAUUGUUACUUGGUAAUUUUAUAUUUGAUGUCAAUCAAGGUGUAGAUCGAUCGUUCUUGGAGAAUGGUUUCGUU
Molecule: messenger RNA, 1048 nt
Organism: Dentiscutata erythropus
Lineage: Eukaryota; Fungi; Glomeromycota; Glomeromycetes; Diversisporales; Gigasporaceae
Source: the annotation of a GenBank genome assembly